ACGCGCGAGUAAUCGGUUAUGACAUAUUUGCUGUCAUCGCGUAAAUUAUCAUCAUUGACGGCUCUGAAGGAUUUCCUAGAUUUAGUAGAAAGAAAAAAUUAAAUUAAAUAUUUUAUUAAUUUAGAUAAGAAACAUAAAAUGUUUUGUGCUUAUACACAUUCUUUGCCCUACUUGUAUUUGGGUAACUUUGGACGUAAACCACAUCAUUAUUACACAGCAAAUAAAAAUAAAGUGCAAAAUGGUACAAUUGGUACGGGGAGAACGUACACAAAUAGAGCACAAAUUGGAAAACGGCGAGAUGCUUUAACUCUGUCUUCAACUUCAGAGGCUGUCACCUCGGCCCAAAAUAUGAUUAGAAUACCGCAAAACUUGCGUCACAUGGUAAAUCAACAUAAUGCUACAGCCAAUAACUUUUUCGAGGCGGAACGACUUAAUCAUAUGUUGAACAAGGCAAAAUCCAUGUUGGCCUCACAUCUGCUGCAGUUGGAAAACGUUGAAGUGAAACGGGUGAAGGGAAAGAAAUCUCGUCAUUUAAUAGAAUUCACAUUUAAUAAUGCUUUGGCACAGAGUAUGCCGCCACAAAAGUAUUCUACAUUGUUACAAACUGUUAUACCUCAACAUCAAUUAAAAUUUGUACGUAGCUUUAAGACGGACCGUUCCAUUGCUGCUGAAGUAAGACGUAAUCCCACUGUGGCUUCACGCUUGCGAACUGCUUUUAGUGGUAAUCCACAAAAACUCGAUAGUGAAUUAACAAAUAGUUCCGAAACAUUAAAAAAACUCUUGGAGAAAUCAAGCGAAAGUGGCACCGGAAAGAGUCAGGAAAAUACCAUAAAAAUAGCUUUCGCUGAGGGUUACUUAGCUGCGGCUAAUUCUGAAGAUCAUCCCAAGUCGGGCAAAACUAUGAAAUAUCUUAAGGUCUUUCAGCAAUUAUUGGUAAUUGUGGUAUUUAUUGGCAUAUUCGUAAGCCUGUUCUCUUCCUCAAAUGGAUCCAUGUUUCGCAUACAAUUGGGCAAUCAGGUUGAAGUAGAUCCUGAAGAAAUCCAUGUAACCUUCGAUGAUGUGAAAGGUUGUGAUGAAGCGAAACAGGAACUGAAAGAAGUUGUAGAAUUCCUAAAAAAUCCUGAAAAGUUUUCCAAUUUGGGUGGUAAAUUACCGAAAGGUGUGUUGUUGGUGGGUCCUCCGGGCACCGGUAAAACCUUAUUGGCCAGAGCAGUGGCUGGUGAGGCUAAUGUACCAUUUUUCCAUGCCGCUGGACCCGAAUUUGAUGAGGUCUUAGUGGGCCAGGGAGCCAGACGUGUACGUGAUUUGUUUAAGGCCGCCAAACAACGAGCUCCCUGUGUUAUUUUCAUUGAUGAAAUUGAUUCAGUGGGUGCUAAGCGUACGAAUUCAGUUUUACAUCCUUAUGCUAAUCAAACCAUCAAUCAGUUGUUAUCUGAAAUGGAUGGUUUCCAUCAAAAUGCUGGUGUCAUAGUUUUGGGUGCCACCAAUAGACGCGAUGAUUUGGAUCAGGCUCUGCUAAGACCGGGUCGUUUUGAUGUCGAAGUCGUUGUAAGUACCCCCGAUUUCUCAGGACGAAAAGAGAUUAUAACUUUAUAUCUCACGAAAAUUUUACAUGAUGAAAUCGACUUAGAUAUGUUAGCUAGAGGUACAUCCGGUUUUACUGGUGCUGAUUUAGAGAAUAUGAUCAAUCAAGCUGCUUUAAGAGCGGCCAUUGAUGGAGCAGAGACUGUUACAAUGAAACAUUUAGAAACAGCCCGCGAUAAAGUUCUGAUGGGACCUGAACGUAAGGCACGAUUGCCCGACGAAGAAGCCAAUCUUAUAACCGCCUACCAUGAAGGCGGACAUGCGAUAGUGGCCUACUAUACCAAGGAAUCACAUCCUUUGCACAAAGUCACCAUUAUGCCCAGAGGACCAUCACUGGGUCACACCGCCUACAUACCCGAAAAGGAGCGCUAUCAUGUCACCAAACAGCAGCUGCUAGCAAUGAUGGACACCAUGAUGGGCGGUCGUGCAGCAGAGGAGAUAAUCUUUGGUGCUGACAAAAUCACUUCGGGUGCUAGUAGUGAUUUAAAACAAGCCACCUCUAUUGCCACCCACAUGGUUAAAGACUGGGGCAUGUCGGAGAAAGUCGGUCUACGUACAAUUGAAAGUUCUAAGGGUAUGUUUCCUAACGAAGCCUUAGGACCAAAUACUGUUGAAGCAGUAGAUGCUGAAAUCAAACGCAUUCUUAGCGACAGUUACGAACGGGCCAAGGCUAUUCUACGUAAGCAUGCUAAAGAACACAAAGCAUUGGCCGAAGCUCUUCUGAAAUAUGAAACCCUAGAUGCCGAAGACAUUAAGGCCAUCAUGAAGGAUACACAAUAGUAAAAAUUAACUUAAUUUUCAUCAUAAUAACAAGACGUUUUAGUUUUACGUUACUCUAUAAAUCAACAAAUCAACAAAACAUUACUUAACUUUACUAAACGAAAAGAAAUUAGUAUAAAAAGCAAAAGAGAAUUUACUUUGAAGAAAACAACAAAAUGAAGCUUGGAAUGGCAUUACUUAACAUACAUUUAUGGACGGUCAUGGUUAAGAUUAAUUAUAACCAUAAUACAAAAUAAAACAUGCAUAGCUUAUGCUUAUUUACCAGAUGAGUCAACUGAAACAUUUUAACUGGAUCACAAGGAAAGAAACAACAAACUCCAUUUUAUUUUUUUUUUUUGGUAACUAAUUCCAUAGUCGAAAAUAAUGUAAGAAUAAUAAAAAUGAAAAAUAAAAAAAUGGAAAAAGCUGAUUUUAAAUCAAACUGAA
This is a messenger RNA of Calliphora vicina (urban bluebottle blowfly), 2790 nucleotides long. It is a transcript of the gene YME1L, whose product is annotated as ATP-dependent zinc metalloprotease YME1L. Gene Ontology annotation, biological process: mitochondrion organization; protein quality control for misfolded or incompletely synthesized proteins. Lineage: Eukaryota; Metazoa; Arthropoda; Insecta; Diptera; Calliphoridae. Gene Ontology annotation, cellular component: mitochondrial inner membrane. The transcript has 10 exons. The coding region runs from base 139 to 2364 and encodes 741 amino acids. The record is from RefSeq and is a predicted model, not a curated record. Gene Ontology annotation, molecular function: metalloendopeptidase activity; ATP binding; ATP hydrolysis activity.